GGGAGUUGUAGUCUCCUCGGGGGCUCACGAUGCGAGGCCUCGGAGGCUCUGACUCAAUCGGGACCCAAUCCUGGGAGAGCGAGUUCACUCUCUGAGCCCUGAUUGGAUGAUCGGCCCCAGAGCCCCUCCCUCGAGGCAUACUAAGCCUGCCCGCGGGACUGCGGGUGAAGUUAGGGCUAGGCGGAGGCUGAGAGCGCCUUCUUUUGGCAUCUUCCCACGUUGGCCCGGGCCCCACGGGAGUCUCGCUCGUCGCGAUGGCCGACUAUGCGCCGCCUUUCCAGGGUCUCACGGAAGAGGCCGCCCUGAGUUUCUGCUCCGACCCAGACCCCAGCACCAAGGAUUUCCUGUUGCAACAAACAAUGUUAAGAAUAAAGGAUCCAAAAAAGUCACUGGAUUUCUACACGAGGAUUCUUGGAAUGACACUACUCCAUAAGUAUGAUUUUCCCACUAUGAAAUUUUCACUCUACUUCCUGGCUUUUGAAGACAAAAAUGACAUCCCAAAAGAUAAAAGUGAAAGAACAGCUUGGACGUUUUCCAGGAAAGCUACACUUGAGUUAACACACAACUGGGGCACUGAAAAUGAUGAGAACCAGGCUUACCAUAAUGGCAAUUCAGACCCUCGGGGAUUUGGCCACAUAGGAAUUGCUGUUCCUGAUGUACAAGGUGCUUGUAAAAGAUUUGAAGAAUUAGGAGUAAAAUUUGUGAAGAAACCUGAUGAAGGCAAAAUGAAGGGAUUGGCAUUUAUUCAAGAUCCUGAUGGCUACUGGAUUGAAAUUCUGUCUCCUACUCAUAUGAUAACCCUCACUUAGUUUUGCCAGAACACUACAGUUCUGAGAUGUUUUUAGAAGACAUUUUGAAAACAAGGAGCAAUGUGCGUCAAGGUUCUAGACUAAAGGAAGAAUGCAGUAUUUACAUAGUCCUCUCUCCACUUGAAAUUUGUUCUUUAGUUCUAUUCAUGACCCAUUUUGGGCUCUAUUUUACAUUUACUGUUCAUGUUUUAAAGCAUUAUGUGUCUUCCACUAGUUGAAAUACUAUAAUUCCAGCUCUGUCCUUGAAUGUAGUCACGCAUCUUUGCCUUUUAUAUAAUAAUUAGUACAAUUCCUCCUCAGAGGCUGAUUUUGAAUUAGCCUUUUAUGCUUCCUGAACAUCACUUCUCUUUGCCUCUUAACUUUUGUUUAACCAUCAUUUUCAAAAAAGCAUUUAAUGUGCUUGUGUUGUGAUGUCUUCUGAGAUUUAAAUGCCCUAGAAAUAACUUUUCAUGAUAGAAAGUAGGGGAGGGUGCACACCUUGAAAUUUAAUGUGAACUACAAAUGGAAAAAUUGGAGAAUUUAGUAUAAAGUUUUCAUUGUGUUCGAGCAGAUACCGUGAGAUGCAACUUUUAAAAAUCUCAUCAGGUUGAUAAGGAUGCUAGUAUAAAAGUAUUUUUAAAAUUGUUAUAGAAGCUUUUUGAGAUAAGUGGAAACUUUAUUCUGUUUAAGGUAUUUUUCAUGUAAUCAAGACCUCAGUGAUUCAUUUUUUUUGAAGCUGUACUUUUGAGAUCAUGCAUCUGAAAUUAGAAACUUAAAAUAUAUCGUGAUAAGUCUUCCACAUUUAAAUGUACCAUUAGAUAAAGUGGAAAUUUUUUUUCUUCAGCUCAUGGUCAGAUUCCUUAUGAAGAGCUUCCUUCAGUAUUGCUAGACUGGUCUUCAGGCCACAGACAUAAUCUGCCAACUGGGCCCAUAUUUAAAGUCUUUCGCUCUUUCCUCUGGAACUGUCUAAGCUUAUGUUCUGCUUGUAUAGACUUCGGGAAGCCAGAGUUGCCUCCAUACCAAAAUAAAGAAUUAGAAUAAAAGGCUACUUACGUUAUACUGGUUGUAAAUCACACUCAAUGAUCGCUCAACACAGAAUUUAAUUAACACAGGAACUGCUAAUUAGCAAACGCCUCUGCUAAAUGUACUUCCCUAUCAAACUGACAUCCAUUUGAUCUAUUUUUAAAAUAUAGCUGGUCUUUAAUGUUCAUUAUGGUCCUAUAGUACAAAAAUGCAAUUUCACUUAGCAACAUACAUUUUGCAAAAUGUAAUGGAUCCCUGUAGGCCAUCCCAGUAAUGACUGCGCUCAUCCCACAUAUCCAGUCUAUUGUCAGACCUUGACAUUCCCACCUGUACAACAUCUAGUAUGUAUCGGCUUUCCUCCAUUCCCACACUCACAAUUCUUAUUCAGGCCCUUAAUCACCUCUCACCUAGACCGUUGCAGCUGCUUUCUGGUUAGUCCCCUGCCUCAGUUCUUCCCCUCUUCCACCCCCCCCACCUACUCAGUGAGCUCCAGUGGCCCCUUAUUACCUCUAGGAUAACACUGGCUUUUUACCUUCAAAACUUGGCCACUCUCCUCACUUCCAGAUAUUCUGUCGUUUCCUCAAACACUAUCCCAGUGCACAGACUCUGUGCCUUUGCAUGAGCUUUCCCCUCCACCUGGAAUGGUCUACCCCCUUACCUCUGCCUCUUAGUUUACUUGAACUACUUUGAGACUCAGCUGAAAUUUCCCACUUAAUCCAAGAGGUUUUUCCCGUUUCAUCCAUCUUACAUCCUCUCUUCCAAGAUUACAUCUGCUCUCUUGGUCUUGGCUCUACCUCCUUGUUUACUUAUCUCCCCCAAUAGAAUGGAAGCUCCUUGAGGGCAGGGACUGUGAUUUUUGCAUUCAGAACAGUGGCUGGCAUGUCAGUAAGCAUUUAAUAAAUGCUUCUUGACUUGCUAGAAGCACUUUACAAUGGCUAUUUGGGCUGAAUAGAUCUAUUAAGUAACUUUUAAGUUAGUACUGUAAAUUCAAUUAGAAUUUAAUUUCAAAUAAAAUUGCAUUGACUUUA
This is a messenger RNA of Trichosurus vulpecula (common brushtail), 2839 nucleotides long. RefSeq names its product glyoxalase I (gene GLO1). NCBI's taxonomy places the organism in Eukaryota, Metazoa, Chordata, Mammalia, Diprotodontia, Phalangeridae. The coding region runs from base 255 to 809 and encodes 184 amino acids. The record is from RefSeq and is a predicted model, not a curated record. Gene Ontology annotation, molecular function: lactoylglutathione lyase activity; metal ion binding. The transcript is spliced from 6 exons.